Anarrhichthys ocellatus (wolf-eel) is the source of this 2343-nucleotide messenger RNA. It is a transcript of the gene tnmd, whose product is annotated as tenomodulin. Gene Ontology annotation, biological process: negative regulation of angiogenesis; negative regulation of endothelial cell proliferation. The record is from RefSeq and is a predicted model, not a curated record. The transcript is spliced from 7 exons. NCBI's taxonomy places the organism in Eukaryota, Metazoa, Chordata, Actinopteri, Perciformes, Anarhichadidae. Bases 56 to 952 code for a protein of 298 amino acids.
UUGGUAUUUUCCCCAGCAAAGAGGAUCGGAAAGAUUCCUCCUGUGGGCUUGCAUCAUGGAGGCCAGCAGUAAAUCCAGCAGUCAACAGAUUCUGUGGAAAGAUGUUGAGAUGGAAAAAGAGAAGAAGACCAAGUACCAUGCUUACCAGCGAGUGGCUCUGAUUCUGGCUCUGGUCUUCCUUGUUUUGGCUCUCUGUGUUUUCAGCCUGAGAUAUGUGUGGAGCCCCAGUCUGGGGAAGGUGUACGACCACCAGUACAAAGCUGUAGUGGAUGGAGUGGAGAGAGACGGCAUGAUGGAGAUCGACCCAGGUCAGCGCAUUGAGAUUUUCAGAAUGGGAAACGGCAGCGAGGAGGUAGUUGAAGUGCACGACUUCAAGAAUGGAAUCACUGGGAUCCGGUUUGCCGAACAUCAGAGGUGUUACAUCAGGACCCAAACUAGGCAACUACCCACAGUGGCAGAGGUGGAGGCUGAGGACGCAGAGCAACUGGUGGAUGAGACAGAGGCCGUGGAUAUGAAGGUGGAAGACUCCCAAGUGUGGGUUCCUGCUGAGGAGCCCAUCGUUAACCCGGCCUUCCUCUUUGACUCCAAGAUCUGGGAGAUUUGCCAGGAGCUGCCCAUCCACUGGAUCCAUCCCUCCCCUCUGAGCGAUGCUGAAGUGGGAAAUGUGGACGCGCCUGACGCAGAGGUCACAGGUCAGCGAUUCGCCCGCGACGUCCUGGACCACCCUCCUGUAAACGACUAUAGAGACAUCGGGAUCGAGCUGGAUAACCGCCUGGAUGACCACGGAUACUGCUGCCAGCACUGUCGCCGUGGUUACCGCUACUGCCGCCGCUACCACGAGCCCUUGGGUGGCUUCAACCCGUGGCCUUACUACUACCAAGGAGGCCGGGUCAUCUGCCAGAUUGUCAUGCCGUGCAACUGGUGGAUCGCCCGCAUGCUGGGCAGGAUCUGAGGAGGGCGCGUGCUGUCUGUGUCUGUACAUGUGGGAUUUAAACUGUUUAUGUAGUUGUAGGUGCAAAUUCUGCUUUUAUAUCCCGGACCACUUAAGAGACCACAGCAGUCCAUUACACACAAUUAUUAUCCAAUCUGUAGGUUGGCCCACUGAGUAUUAGUCUGUUUAAACAGUCCAAAUGGUAUUUGAAGCGUUCUUAAAAGGCAUUGCUCGUUUACAGCUGUCUAAUUUUCUUUGCUUAUCUAACCGUUAUUAUCCUUGCUAUUUGAUUCUGUUGAAUUGGUGCCAUUUAGUUUGGAGGAUGUCACCUUAAACUAAUCUGCUGCAAAAAAAGGGGGGGGGGGGGGCACACACUGUCUGUCUCGACCUUGUCAUGCAUUCAUUUUUUUACUUUAUAGGUUAAAAAGACUUGUUCUACUAUAAUGUAUGAACAUGUUGCUUUCUUACAAUAGAUCAAUAUGUGCAACAAUCUGAGUGGUGAUUAAGUAUACAUGUUUUGUCUCAGUUGUUUGUGACGAUUGUUGUUAUUGCUUCAGUAGAUUAAAAACCUUCCCUAUAUUCACAUACAACUAGAACACUACAUGCAUCAUAUUCAAAUUAAGACAAAUUUAGGGGAAAAUAGAAAGUAGCUAUAACAGAACUAGAGGAAGCUUUCCUUGCUGGCUUUAUGUGUUUUUAAGAUCAUGUUAAACUAAGGAGGUACAGCAUAAUUGAAGAUGCACAGACCUCGGCUGUCUUUUGUGAUGUAGUUACUGUUGUCUCAUGCUCCAUUGUUUUCCAUCUUGUUGCAAUCCACAAAAUGCUUUAAAUAGUGCUUCUGUUCAAACAGUUUCUUCUUUGCUGAGGCGAUUUUAAUCGGCAACACCACAUCUCAAUCUGUCGAGCUGAAAUAACUCUCAUCUGCAAGUAACGGAUAAGCAAGUGAGAUAGGCGUUUGCAAUUGAUGGUCUGUCAUCAGAAUAACAAGGUGCAUAAAUGCCCAAGAGUAUUCAAGUGAUGUGGGAUAUUAAAAGUUUAACAGAGAGACAAAAAUGGAGCACUCAUGUUGUCAUAGUUUGCUUUGAAGCCUUCUGUAUGUUUCAGUCUCUUGCUGGAUUUUUUUCCAAUUAAAAUUUGUAUGUAUGAAUAAUCCGAGUUGUCCUAUCAUAUGAAACAAUAUGAUUUGAAAGCUGAUGAAGUGUGGGUUUGAAUCUGACUCACACAAUCCAUACAACAGGCAGACCUUCUCCAUUAGUCCCAUUGCUCAUUAGCAAAAACAUUUAGCGUCAAAUUGACAGGAAAAAAAAUAGACGUGCAUGCUUUUAUAGUUUCUUUCAUAACCAUAGUCUCGCUUGUGUAUCUGAUGCAUAAUAAUGCAUUGUUUACAGUAAUAUAAAAGAAGCACCUCGCCU